CGCCGACGUCCCGUCUUGCCCCAGACACUCAGCCUGCUGCCAACCGUAUCACCUCUAAGCAGGCUGCACUUUUGACGUUGAAACUGCCAAACCGUGUGAAGUUAGCAUCGCCGUCGUCCCUUCCUUGCUCCAUGUCGUCGAAGACAUCCAAGUGGGGCAGCCAUCAUGGACGCCUCGCGCGAAGAGCUCGAAGACGCCAUCGCCCACAUCGUCCCUGACAAACCCUUUCCCAAGUACAUCGACGAGACCGUCUUCCUCGAGCUGCAGACUUUGCUGAACCAGCAUCCCGAUAGUGUUUUCAAAGUAUGGGCGCACGAGAACCCGCGGCUCUUUCUCCUCCUUCGCAUGCUAGGCUGCGACGACGAUGCACUCUACCAGAGACUCGACAGCGAGAACAUCGGUGACUUCUGGCUUCCUCUCGGAUCUGCUACACUGAAUCAGCUUUCGUCAUACACGAACAUCUCACCGCAAGACUGGCGCCGGGCACAACUCCAUGUCCUAUCGCAGUCUGACCAGAUGAGCGAGCACAAGCUGACUUCGCCAAUCCACGCGCACCGACACAUCCAGCACGGCGAUGCGCAUUUCGAAGAGCUGGAGAAGAUAGGCAAAGGAGGCUCGGCCGAGGUGGCCCGCGUGAGGCACAAGCUAUCGGCGAGGGAGUAUGCGUGCAAACGCAUCAAGAGAGCCGCUGAGGUCAAGACCCAGCGCAACCAGCUCAUUGAGUUCAAAGCUGAAGUCGGCGUGUUGAAACGUGUCAGCCACCACCAUCUUGUCAGUUUCGUCGCAAGCUUUACCGAUCUCUCCUCCUUCUCGCUGAUCCUCAAUCCUGUGGCGAAGGAUGUACUGAAGAGCAUGUUGGAGCGUCAGUCACGAGAGCAACCUCUGACCGAGCAAGACCUCUCUGUCCUGCGCCGCUCGUUCGGAUGCCUUGCGACUGCGCUUGCCUAUCUCCACGAAGAGGGCGUGCGUCAUAAAGACAUCAAGCCAGGAAACAUCCUGCUAAGCGAUGGACUCGUCUACCUAUGUGAUUUUGGCAUAUCACGCGACUGGUCCAAGGCCGAACACUCCACGACGGAAGAUGAAGUCUUGAAACUGACGCCUCGCUACUGCGCGCCGGAAGUGUUUGGACGCGAACCUCGCAACACGAAAAGCGACGUCUGGAGUCUGGGCUGUGUGUUCUUCGAGAUCAUCAGUGUAGUCAAGGGCUAUCCAAUGGAAGAGUUGAACAGCUUCCUGCUUGACGCAAGCGAGGACCAAAGCAGCAGAGGACUCUGGUGUGCAUUGGAUGCCAUGAACGCCUGGAUGGAGAAGAUUAGAAGCGAGAAGAACGACUCUGCAGACGACAUACCAUUAGGGUGGAUCACCACCAUGAUUCGCAUCGAGAAGGAGCAUCGUGUCAAGGCCAGUGAGCUAGUCGAGAUGAUAAUGAAAGCCUCCAGCGAGCUCGAAACUCCGGACUCGUACAUCGGCCCAUGUUGUACACGAAGCGACAGCGUGGCCCUGCCAAACCACGUGGACAGUCCCACGUUACAUGACCUUGGGUUUCAGGGCUUAGGCAUACAAAACGCACCUACCUCCCCUCCCAUGACGAACCGACUGCGUCUGCCGCAUAGACCCAGCACCAAUUCAUCAAGAGGACGAUCGAGCACCACACACUCGAGCCGGCAUGGCUCUGAAGACCGUACUCGAUCCGUCUCACCUCGCACGAAAAGUAUCGGGCCGCGAGACAGCACUGAGACUGCCUCUUUCCAUUCCGACUCUCUACAUUCUCGAUCAAGGGAUCCAUCUAUUAGCAAGCCGCUUCAGCAUAUAGCAUCGCGUACAGAUAGUGUACGGACUUCGAGUCACUUCAGCCCGCCUCGCCCAGACUCGGAAGCUACUUCUGUGUCCACCUUUCGACCACGCACUCCAGUGGCCCCUCCAGCCCAAUACGAAGUCAAAUGUAGCUGUGCUGCACAGCCCCAAGAAAGGCACAUCCUCAACAUACCCUACGUCUCGACACCCAACACCGUGCUUUUCGAUCCUGGUGUCCCAACCGUCCAGACCUGCGCAAAAUGCGAGAUCGGGGAAGACCGAAUCCAGCUCUACGAAACCCCCCGCGUCGGGCCUGAGCACGCAUCUACCUCCGCGAUGCCCAUGCUGUGGUGGACAACCCGCCGCCUGGUCCUCAGCUACGUCUCGGGCACGCCCAAGAUGCGACACUGCAGCGCCUUCUGGCUGCCCCUCGCAGACAUGCAGUUCGCGCUGCGCGAUAGCACCGUCACGCUCAAGUGGUCUGACUGCAACCACAUGACGGAGCGCCGGGCGGGGAACUACAGCACGCACUACGACUGGGUGUACGCGCCGGGCACACCCAACAACGCCGUCACCGUGCGCUUCCCUAGGCCCGCCGAGGCGCAGAAGUUCAUCGACGUGCUCAGGCUGCCGUGGGAGGACGGCGAAAGUAUCACAAACAAGCGGACCAUCGAUGUAGCGGAGAACACGGAGCUGACCAUCUUCGACAUUGGGCGCCCCGGCGUGCGCAACUACCGCGCGGCCACGCUCACCGUCGUCGCCGAUGCGCUCGCCACGUCGAAGCUGUACAUCCAGUGGCCCGAGGCGGACCUCGACAUCCACAUCCGGGACUCGUUCGAUGCGCGGUCGGCGGCGGCAACGGGGUACGAGAUGGUGGUCGAGAUGAAGAACGUAAGCACGCCGACGUACCACAGCGACACGCGGGGGGAGCCGGCGGCCGACCUUCAAAGGGUGGCGAGGUUCGGCGAGGCAAGGCAGGUUAAGACGAGUCUGAAGGUGGCGUUUGGGAUUGGGGUGCGGCAUGGGCUGCCAAGGCCGCCGGAGGGGGUGACGGACAUGCUCUCCGCCCUCACUGGCUGGACGCUCCGCUACUUCGCUAUCGUAACAAAGUUCCGCUCAAAGAACAAGCGGUUCGGGUCCAAGCGGUACGGCGCGGCUGACGUGCUGCUCUGGGAGAAGGAAGUCGACGAGCCUGCCACUGGCAUCAAGCGGCGGGGGGCGAAAGUCGUAUUUCGCCUGCACGAGGGCGAGGAGCUGUGGGUUAGCGGGAGCGUGACGGCGUCUACAAGCAUCUCGACGAGCGCGGGGCAGGAGGCGACGGUGAGUGUGGAAAACAAGAGCAGGGGGCGGCUGCUGGAUGUGAGUCGGAUGGUUGCGAUCAGCUCCGAGGCGGCGAGGCCAGCGGCGUCACAUGUCCGCGGGCAUUCGGACGCGUACGGGGACAUGGCGGAGCUGGUGCUUUCGUUUGAGAACGAGCAUUACCGCCUCGCCUUUGUCAACCUCGUCACGCGCUUCAAGGCUGCCGCCGCCACUGCCGCCCCGUUGUCCCGCUCCGCGACGGGCGUGGACUCCCUGCGGCGCGUGAGCACGCGCGCUUCGAGCGAGGUGCAUAUGAAUCCGCCGAUGCGAGGAACAUGAUAACUGGCAGUUGAAACAGUUCCAAAACUGCCUUUUGGUAUUUAAACGGUGAAGGUUGUGUUGUACGAUUAGAGAUAAGUCUGGAAGAUUGGGAAUGAAG
Paraphaeosphaeria sporulosa is the source of this 3532-nucleotide messenger RNA. RefSeq lists its product as uncharacterized. Lineage: Eukaryota; Fungi; Ascomycota; Dothideomycetes; Pleosporales; Didymosphaeriaceae. The transcript has 4 exons. Gene Ontology annotation, molecular function: protein serine/threonine kinase activity; ATP binding. The record is from RefSeq and is a predicted model, not a curated record. The coding region runs from base 166 to 3432 and encodes 1088 amino acids. Gene Ontology annotation, biological process: peptidyl-serine phosphorylation; peptidyl-threonine phosphorylation.